This is a messenger RNA of Cimex lectularius (bed bug), 1491 nucleotides long. Its product is annotated as leucine-rich repeat-containing protein 71-like. The record is from RefSeq and is a predicted model, not a curated record. Gene Ontology annotation, molecular function: protein binding. NCBI's taxonomy places the organism in Eukaryota, Metazoa, Arthropoda, Insecta, Hemiptera, Cimicidae. Bases 83 to 1363 code for a protein of 426 amino acids. The transcript is spliced from 11 exons.
UACAACUAUCAGCUGUCAUAUAGUUUUGAAUAGAUCAGUGACUUUUAUUUUAGUUUUGAAACAUCUCGAACAUCUCGAUACGAUGUCUCAAACCUUCAUCAAGGAUGAUUUCAUUAAAGAAAAAUGGGUGCAGAUCUGCGACGAGGAGCUCCUCGACGAGGCGCCCACGAUGGAGUACGGCCACAUGGUUGCCUUCUUGUCCCUGGAUAUGACCAUGCAAGAAAAGGACGCAUACAUCGAACAAGAGAUGAAAGACCAGCAGACUAAGAACGAAGAGAAGUACAAAGUCGUGGUAAAAAUCUCUCCUCAAGGCGAAGUAGAUCAGCCGAGAGGUGUGGACGUGAGAGGUAUACUUAUAUCUUCGCAGAUAACGAAAGCCGUCUGCUCACUCUGUGCGGCGUUUGAUUCCUUGAAAGUUCUAAGAUUGAUAAACUGUAACUUGAAGGCUGAGUCAAUCUUUUUACUUUCGAGUUUGCUCGGAGACACGAAGGUUUCUUAUUUGUACCUAGACAAAAACCCAAUUGCCGAUCAGAACUAUCAUAUCAUUCUCAAAUCGAAUUUCGUGUUGCAACAUUUGUCACUCCGGAUGUGCAGGAUAGACAAGAAAGGCGCUAUGAAUCUUGCAUCAGUCCUGAUGUACAGUAAUCCAGAGCACCAGAGGCUUCUCUCGCUCAACCUCAACGGGAACCUCAUCGACUGUACAGGCAUUGAAGAACUCGCACGUGCGCUGAGGUGGAAUCGGAAACUGCUGUAUCUGUCGUUAGCAGGGAAUCGAAUUGCCGACAAGGGUGCGAAGGCCCUAGCCGAAAUACUUCUCCCGUUCCAGCUCACCUAUGAAGAGCUGGUCUUCAGAGCUCAAAGGAUCUCCGACCGUUUGAAACUUGUCAGAAAAACCAUGAUGGAACAAUCACAGACUACGGCAUUUAAAAAGAAAAAGUCUUCCUUCGGAAUAGAUAAUCUGAACGAAACGGUGAUGUCUCAGAAAAGGACCGAAGUGACCGAGAGUAUAUCUUAUUUCAUCCAAUUGAUCCGAAUAGCGGACGAUACGACGCCGUUGGACGAACAUCCUCUGAUGGCAGAAGUCGAGGAAUACGACGAUGAAUACUGGAACAAAGGAAACGACAUACUAAGCAGCUUAAACCUCAGCUACAACCAGAUCACCAGCGAAGGGUUGACGUAUUUCUUCGAAGUUGCCAAAUACCAAGAUAGGUUUUUCACCUCGAAAAACGGACUAACUAGGUUCCUUUACGAUGGAAACCCAGUCGCAGAUACAGACGGCUAUCUUUUGAAAGGUCUCAAAUCCUAUUUCUCUGGGCAGAAACAUACCAGUGGGACAAAGCCAAGGAGACAUUCAAGAUAUUGAAUUUUUUUUAGUACCGUCAUAAAGCAAUUUAGAAUAACCAUGUACAACAGAAUUAUUCAUUUUUGAAAGUAAAAAAGAAAAACAAUGCACGUAAUAAUUGAACAAAAAUAAACAGUAUACCUCCAACA